Messenger RNA from Triticum dicoccoides, 3089 nucleotides. RefSeq names its product protein FAR1-RELATED SEQUENCE 5-like. Bases 489 to 1325 code for a protein of 278 amino acids. The record is from RefSeq and is a predicted model, not a curated record. Lineage: Eukaryota; Viridiplantae; Streptophyta; Magnoliopsida; Poales; Poaceae. The transcript is spliced from 6 exons.
UCCGCCGCACAAGCUCCCGAGCUCGCGGGCAUGGCGAUGGCGGAGGCGGAUAGCAAUGGCUUCGAGUUCCUGUCGGAUCCCGUGGACAUAUUUCCGCCGAUGGAUCUAUCGCACGACAACUCCAUGGAGUAUGACGAAGGCUCUGAAGUUCUUAUCCGCGCCCGGUCAGAUUCCAGCAUGGGCGAGGCUGGGGAUGCAACGCUCACAGUGGAUGCCGAUCUGAACAGUACUUGCGAAGCCGUCGCCCUGACGGUGGCACCUUCAGAGACAUCAACAGGGAGGGACGAUCCUCAAGCACCUGGAUAGACAAGGAGAGUCCGUGUUGGAAGAGCACCAACAGAACGCUCCCCCUGCGCUGGCAGGACAACUGCCCUGGAAAAAGCACUUCGUGGUUAUGCAAAUGAGAAGACACCAACCGUCAUAGUACCCGUAGUCGGAAGCACAUUUGAUUCACUUGGGGAGGCGUACGAUUUUUACAAUCUCUACUCAUGGGAAAAAGGGUUUGGAAUCAGGGUGUCCCUAAAAGAAGCAACACACGAACCUGUUGCUGCCGAUGUCCCGCAAUGAUAAGGUUACUCUGGACAAAUGACAAUGGAUGGUAUAUUAGUGAGCACAGAGCAUCCCAUAAUCACUCACUAACGGAAAAUUGUGGCGAGAAACUGUACUGGCCUUCACACAGACAUAUUGACAUAUACACAAGAGAUGUUGUGAAACAACUGCGUGAAAACAACAUAAGUAUUGGUAAGGUGUACAACAUAAUUGGUAGUUUCUUCGGUGCAAUGAGCAACGUGCCAUUCAGCAAGAGAGCUUUGAGGGGGCUGUGUGGACAGAUCAGCAGAGAACAAGCUGAUGACGAUGUGCGCAAAACAAUGGAAGUUUUUGCCGAGCUUGGAGCAAAAGACUCUGGCUUGUACUACAGGGUGCAGCCAGACGAGGACAGUCGGAUAAGGAAUUUGUUGUGGUCAACAGGAGCAAGCAGGUCUCAGUGCCAUUUCUUCGAAGAUGCAAUAACAUUUGACACCACUUACCUGAUAAAUAUGUACGACAUGCCUUUCGGCUUAUUUGUGGGAAUCAACAAUCACUUCCAGACUAUUAUCUUUCGCGGCGUCCUCGUUCGAGAUGAGACUGUUGAAACCUUUGAGUGCGUAUUCACCGAGCUCAUCCGUAUGAUGGGUGGUAAACACCCACAAACUAUACUUGCAGAUCAGUGCAGGGUGAUGGAGCUAGCACUGCAGAAGGUCAUGCCCGACACGACUCACAGGUGGUGCAAGUGGCACGUGCUGAAGAGUGCAGAGGAAAAACAUGGCCCACUUUAUACAAAAUGAAGCAAAUUUAGAUCAGAGUUUCACAAGAUAAUCCAACACAUGCUAACAGUUGAUGAGUUUGAGACUGCAUGGAAGGAUCUGAUAGAAAGCCAUGGUUUACAAGCACACCCUUACCUCACAAACAUCUAUGAAACAAGGGAGAAAUGGGCAAAGCCAUACUUCAACGGAAAAUUCUGCGCGAAGAUGACAAGCACACAGCGCAGCGAGAGUGCCAACCACAUGCUGAAGGGUUAUGUCCCAGCAAGUUUCCCAAUGCACCUAUUUGUCCGUCAAUACAUGAGGCUACUAUUCGAUAGGGAGGCAAGUGAAAACUAUGAAGAGAGGCGUACAAAAAUAACAUCCCCAGUUAUGAAAAUGAAUGCACCACUUGAAAUGCAUGCCAGUGAGAUAUACACACGGGCUAUGUUUGAUAAGUUCGGCGAUGUUGUGUACGAAUCAAUGCAGUACAAAGUAGAAGAGGUCUGCAAGGGAGAAACUUAUUUGGUACAGCGAUACCAUCUAGAAAAACAUGAGAAAUGGUGCAGAGUAGUGUACAGGGUAGAAGUUGACAAACUAGCAGACAAACUGAGGUGUGAGUGUGCUAACUUUGAGCACACAGGCUUGCUUUGCUGCCAUUCAGUGAAGGUAUCAAAAAAAACUUUCCGAUUAGUUAGAAUACGAUAACUUACUUUGAUUUCUUCUUUCCAGGUCCUUGACUUCCUUGGAAUAGACCGUAUACUAGCACAACAUAUUUUGAAAUGAUGGACAAAGGACGCAUGGGAUGUUCUACCAAAUCAUCUAUCACACCUCCAGAAGGACAACAUUUCUCUGAACUCAAUUACAUUCAGGCACUCAAACUUGUACACUCAUGCUCUCGAAGUUGUGCGUUUGGGUGAUUCCAACACAGAAGCAUACGAGUGUGCCAUGGAUAUCCUGAAGAGAGAAAUGGGCACAUUGACUCCAAUAGCAGCCUUGGAGGAUGGUAUGGGCUUGGAAGCAAGAAUUGAGACACAAAAAAUGAAACAAAAAGAUUUGGUUCCCCUGACUGUCCCCUACAACACAGAGUGCAGUGAUGCUGAAGGAAGUGCAGUUGGUAAUUUCAGUGGCCUCAGAGCUCCAGAACGCAAACGGAAACCAGGGCGACCAACCACCAGCAGGGACAAACCUCCAUACGACGACCGGAGUGCAAAGAAUAGGUCACACACUCCUAAUGUGCAUGCUGCGAAUGGUUGUGGCACAAGUAAGCGAACUCUCUUAUGUAGUAUAUGCCGGGAACCAGGACAUAAGAGCCCCAGAUGCCCGAAGAGAGGUGGCAUGCCUCACAAAGAGAGGAAAGAAGCAAAAUGCUCAAACUGUGGGGUUGGUGGCCACAGGAAGAAUACUUGCAACAAGCCUAAGGUCGUCCUCCAUGUUGUUCCAUCUACUGGAUUCGACCCAAGCACCAUCUGUGAAUGAUUAUACUCUACAUUACAAAUCUAUCUCAAUGAGGGCUUUGCAGCCAUUCGUUUGCAUAACGAGAAAAGAAAUUGUUGAAAAACAGUUGGUAAUUUUCCGUCCUGUGAGGUGUACCAGUAUGCUUCAUGCAGAAAUAAUGUUUCAAUUUGUUGUUUUCAUAAAUUAGUAGCUGUGGUUGUUCUCCAGCCUGUAGUCGCUUCCCUAUAAAGAAUAGAUGGUGGUUUUCUGUCUUGUAAGAUGUAUCAUCAGUAUGCUUCAUGCAUACAUAAAUGUUUGAAUUUCUUCUUUUCAUAAAUUAGUAGCUGUGGUUGUUCUCCAGGCUGCAGUCGC